AGAGACCUCCUUCCCCAGCUCAUGGCUUGUGCUGCGGACACUAAUACGAAUCUUGUACUGGAAUGCGACGAUAACAUUACACAGAUAUCUAUGAUAGAGCCCGAUCGUCAUCAUGUUGUAGAAUUGACUGAUUUCACUAUGGAUUCAGUCCGUCACGUGUUCGUUCCUAGUCUCUUGUCGGAUCGUCCGAAAGCUACGGCUGAAGGCCGGGCUGGAGACUAUCAACGGGACGACGCGGGGCAUUUCGACGCUCUUUGGAGUUUGUUCGGAGGUCAUCCGGCAACUUUGAGGAAACUUAGCGAGUACUUCGAUGAGGCUACUAAGAUGGAUAAGGCUGAGAGGACGAGGAAGGAGAUGGAGAUGCGUGAACAUCGGAAGCGAGGGAAGAUGCGAGACAUUGUAUCCCCGUGCGUUUUCGAAGGGACUAUACGGAAAAACGAUGCCUUGAGGGACCUAUCGGAUGGUGAGAUUACUCAGGAACUGUGCGACUGUGUUGAUGAGUACUGA
Messenger RNA from Perkinsus marinus ATCC 50983, 507 nucleotides. RefSeq lists its product as hypothetical. The transcript has 5 exons. NCBI's taxonomy places the organism in Eukaryota, Perkinsozoa, Perkinsida, Perkinsidae. The annotation marks the transcript as partial. The record is from RefSeq and is a predicted model, not a curated record.